Messenger RNA from Poeciliopsis prolifica (blackstripe livebearer), 1530 nucleotides. RefSeq names its product protein unc-13 homolog B-like. Gene Ontology annotation, biological process: synaptic vesicle priming; synaptic transmission, glutamatergic; neuromuscular junction development. The transcript is spliced from 7 exons. Bases 340 to 1155 code for a protein of 271 amino acids. Lineage: Eukaryota; Metazoa; Chordata; Actinopteri; Cyprinodontiformes; Poeciliidae. Gene Ontology annotation, cellular component: plasma membrane; presynaptic active zone cytoplasmic component; terminal bouton. The record is from RefSeq and is a predicted model, not a curated record. Gene Ontology annotation, molecular function: diacylglycerol binding; syntaxin-1 binding; calmodulin binding.
AUGUAAACAUUUUGACAGACGUGACCAAACACAAAAAAUAUUUUUAUCCAUUAUGUUUUAAAAUGAUGACUGUGGCAUAUUCAGCUUAAUUAUGAGUCAACAAACUGAACAUCAUCCAAUCACAUACAGAGUAGAUAAAUAACUCACUUUAUGUAUGAACAUGAGUUGUAUCGAUGCUUUUUUUUCCAUUUCCAUCAAACUUUACUAAUAUGAUACUUAAAAUUGAAACAAGGCUUCUGAAAACUAAAAGAAUCAUUCAUUUUUCUGUUUUUCCUGAAGGGAGCACAGAUCCUUUCUGCUGCUAAAGAACUGGGACACCUUUCCAAACUGAAGGAUCACAUGGCAGGAGACGCUAAAAGCCUGACGCCCAGGCAGUGUGCCGUCAUGGAUGUGGCUCUGGAUACCAUCAAGCAAUACUUUCAUGCGGGCGGGAACGGCUUGAAGAAGACUUUCCUGGAGAAGAGCGCUGAGCUUUCGUCGCUCCGCCACGCUCUGUCGCUCUACACCCAGACCACCGACACGCUCAUCAAAACCUUCGUGACCACGCAGCAUUCACAGGUGCACAAUGGGAAGGGUAUUAGGUUAACCCCUAAUGAGAAAAUCCAGCCCAGCAGGGGCUCAGGUGUGGACAAACCCAUCGGAGAGGUUUCCCUGCAGAUUGAGCUGUACACUCAUCCCAAGAGCGGAGAGCGGAAAGUUACUCUCAAAGUGAUUGCAGCCAGUGAUUUGAAGUGGCAGACGUCUGGGAUGUUCAGACCCUUCGUGGAAGUCACGAUGAUCGGGCCGCACCUCAGCGACAAGAAGCGCCGAUUUCAGACCAAAUCCAAGAACAACAGCUGGUCUCCCAAAUACAACGAGACCUUUCACUUCGUUCUGGGUGUUCAGGACGGGUUCGAGUGCUACGAGGUUCAAGCCUGCGUCAAGGACUACUGCUUCGGCCGCGCCGACCGGGUGGUGGGCCUGGCCGUGGUGCAGCUGAGGGACAUCAUGGAGGGGGGCAACUGCGCCUGCUGGUGCCCCCUGGGGCAGCGCAUCUCCAUGGACGACACGGGCCUGACCGCCAUGCGGAUCCUCUCCCAGCGCUCCAACGACGACGUCGCCAAGGAGUUUGUCCGGCUCAAGUCCGAGACCCGAUCAGCAGAGGAGGGAAGAUGAGGCUCUGCUUGAUGCAGUGGCACUGCUUUGACCUCUGACCUGUCUUGGCUGCUGUGUAAAACCUCACCAGCUUCCAGUGUUCUUCAACUUCACAUUUUUUCAAGUCUCGUCCGCCUCUACUGAGGAGACAGAACCCAUCCAGAACCUGUCAAAGGGCCGAAUAAGAACCCACCCGCCCCGAGUGUUCUUGUGCAAUAAAUCCAACCCACCCCUCCCAAAGUGUGGCCAAGUGGUUCAAGCCUUACACUCUGCAAGCUGUGAAUGUGUGUUCAUGUAAAAGGAAAGAAAUCCCUGUUUUUAAUGAACACAAGUCAAAUAUUUCACUUCACUUAGCAAAGAAAAACUACAAAUCACAAUUUGUUUUCUAACAGUUUG